Molecule: messenger RNA, 1687 nt
Organism: Macrosteles quadrilineatus (aster leafhopper)
Lineage: Eukaryota; Metazoa; Arthropoda; Insecta; Hemiptera; Cicadellidae
Product: la protein homolog
Exons: 10
Coding region: 54-1301 (415 amino acids)
Biological process (GO): RNA processing; positive regulation of translation
Cellular component (GO): nucleus; cytosol; ribonucleoprotein complex
Molecular function (GO): RNA binding
Source: RefSeq, a predicted model, not a curated record
UAUAAAAGUGUAUAGCCUCUACACGUGUGUGGUGGAAUUAACCUAAUUUUAAGAUGGCCAAUGUUAAUGGUUCUACCAACACUGACAGUCAGAAUAAUGAAGAGACAAAAGUAAAUGAGGAGGUCAAUGAAAACGGGAGUGAUACCAACAAGGAAGGAACCCCUGCAAAGGAAAGUGCUGCAGAUGUUAAAGCAGAAGUUAUACUAAAUCCAGAACUGCGGGCUAAAAAAAUAAAAAGACAAAUCGAGUAUUAUUUUGGUGACUUCAAUCUUCCCUCUGACAAAUUUCUGAGAGAAGAGGUGAAGCAGAAGGAUGGUUGGGUAGCUCUUGAGACGAUGCUCAAGUUCAAAAGGUUGGCAUCUCUUACCCAAGAUCCAGCUGUCAUUGUGGAAGCUCUGCUUGGUUCAGAACUUGUGCAGAUCAGUGAGGACAAGACGGAGGUGAGACGAAACCCUGACAAGCCAUUGCCAGAAGAAAGUGAAGCUAGACGCAAAGAGAUAUUGAAACGAACAGUCUAUGUGAAGGGGUUCCCAGAGGAGGGUUUUACCAUUGACAACGCACUCGACUACUUUGAGGAGUUUGGACCCACUGAUGACGUUGUGUUGAGAUUCUGGCAAGACAAAGCCACCAAGACAUGGAAGUUCAAGGGGUCGGUGUUUGUUAAGUUUCCAUCUCGGGAGGCCGCUUCAGCUUUUUUAGCUAGAGAGGAUGUCAAAUAUGGUGAUGAGGUGCUUAUCAAGAUGUUCCAAGAAGAGUACAUCGAACAGAAACGAAAAGAACGACUUGAACAGAAAGAACAAAAGAUGUUGAAGCGAAAGAGGCCAGAAUCCGAAAUGGAGGAUAAGGCAGAUGAGAAGGGACUUCCCAAGAACGCGACUCUGCAUAUGACCAAGAUCCCAGAGGGGCUGGUUCGGGAGACAGUGAAAGAACAACUUGAGGGAUUAGGCAUAUCUGUGGCAUUUAUAGACUACAACAAAGGCGAUUCUGAGGGGUGGAUAAGACUGUUUGAGGAGGGCAGUGCUGAGAAGGUUAUGAAGGAGUGUGAGGAUGGCAUUUUGAAGCUCAAGGAUGGACAGGAAGUGACGUUAAAACCUCUGGAAGGGGAGGAGGAAGAGAAGUUCUUAGAGUCUGCCCGCAAAUCCAUCCUGGACCGUCGAUCUAAACAUAACAAGCCAGGCAGAGGACGACGUGGGGGAGGUAGAGGCAGGGGCCGAGGUGGUUGGGGCAGAGGAAGAAGACAUGAUAGUUCGGGUGAACCUCAGGCAAAAGGAGUCAAAACAACGUUUGAUGAUGAUGACUAAACUACCUGACCAACAGAAACAGUUUUUAAUGAUAUCCAGUAAUUAUAGUUUGUCAAUUAUUUGCAUUAGAACUCCACUAGUUUACAGAUCUCACAUUAAGAUGAGAAAUUGUUACAUUUGGCUUGCCCUACUAUGAUUUCGUAGUUGAAUAUUUUAGUUUCUAAGAAAAGAACCCAACCUUGUUAAAACUUUUUGUUAGCUAAACAAACUGGAUGUAAAUUUUUUUAAAUUGUUAUGACUGAUUUUUUUUUAAAUGCUUUUAACAACUUCAAGUAAUUAGUAUUUGUGCUGUUUACUGUAAAUAUUUGUGGAAUGGUGUUUGUAUGAGAGAUGUAUGUUGAUAAUGUUGAAAGUUAUCAAAGAAAUAAUAUCUUUUAUUUAUUUGA